Molecule: messenger RNA, 821 nt
Organism: Drosophila navojoa
Lineage: Eukaryota; Metazoa; Arthropoda; Insecta; Diptera; Drosophilidae
Gene: rl
Product: Mitogen-activated protein kinase rl
Biological process (GO): protein phosphorylation
Molecular function (GO): MAP kinase activity; ATP binding
Source: RefSeq, a predicted model, not a curated record
AGCAUUCUUGUUGUUGUUCCUAAUUAAUUAUUAUUUUCUUUAUUUACAGAGGCUGAGUAAUGAUCACAUCUGUUACUUUUUGUAUCAGAUAUUGCGUGGCUUAAAGUAUAUUCAUUCGGCAAACGUUUUACAUCGAGAUCUUAAGCCGAGCAACCUUUUAUUGAACAAGACAUGCGACCUAAAAAUUUGCGACUUUGGCUUGGCUCGCAUUGCUGAUCCAGACCAUGACCAUACUGGUUUCCUUACAGAAUAUGUAGCAACUAGAUGGUACCGGGCGCCUGAAAUCAUGCUUAAUUCAAAAGGUUAUACAAAAUCUAUUGAUAUCUGGUCGGUUGGAUGCAUUUUGGCAGAAAUGUUAAGCAACCGACCUAUUUUUCCGGGAAAACAUUAUUUAGACCAACUAAACCAUAUUCUUGGAGUCCUAGGUUCUCCAUCCCAGGAAGAUUUAGAAUGUAUUAUUAAUGAAAAGGCACGAAAUUAUUUAGAGUCUUUGCCUUUUAAACCAAAUGUGCCAUGGUCGAGGUUAUUUCCAAAUGCUGACCCUUUGGCUUUGGAUUUACUUGGUAAAAUGUUGACGUUCAACCCGCACAAGCGUAUUCCAGUAGAGGAGGCUCUGGCACAUCCAUAUUUAGAGCAGUAUUAUGAUCCUGGCGACGAGCCCGUUGCAGAAGUACCAUUCGGCAUUAAUAUGGAAAAUGAUGAUAUAUCGCGAGACGCUUUAAAAUCAUUAAUCUUUCAAGAAACGUUGAAAUUCAAAGAACGACAACCAGAACAAGCGCUAUAAAAACAAUAAUUUAAAAAAUAAAAAUUUACAUUUGUAA